Messenger RNA from Lasiodiplodia theobromae, 705 nucleotides. RefSeq lists its product as uncharacterized. The transcript has a single exon. NCBI's taxonomy places the organism in Eukaryota, Fungi, Ascomycota, Dothideomycetes, Botryosphaeriales, Botryosphaeriaceae. The record is from RefSeq and is a predicted model, not a curated record. The coding region runs from base 1 to 705 and encodes 234 amino acids.
AUGUCCAAGGAAUCCAAGGACGCAAAGGAACGUCACGCGCCGCACGACAUUGCCACGCGCGUGCAGGCGCUGACGCUCAAGGUCAAUGGCUUCUCCGACAAAGAGAUCCUGGAGCAGACGGGCGUUGCGAGUCGGACCAUCCGGCACAUCUACAGCAGAGCCCGCAAGCGCGGCUUCGAUCCAGAUGUCAGCAAGAAGAUCGAGCUGAAGCACAUCGAGGAUGGCAAGCGCACCGGCCGCCCGCGCAAGGAUGCAACCGCUACACCGAAGAAGCCCGAUGCCCAGCAGUCGGACCAGCAGCAGGAGCCGCCGCAAGGUCCGCCGUCAGCUUCGCUCGAGGGCCAGCAGCCGCUCCCGCAGCUGUCGCCGCCCCACGAGCAGCCGGACCAGCAGCCGCAGCAGCAACCACAGCAGCAGCAACAUCAGCCCCAGCAGCAGCCAAAGUAUGCGCCUCCGCCUCCGCCUCAGCACAGUCCUCUCUACGUUCAACAUCAGUUAAUGUCUUUCGCCGCGCCCAGUGAGCACGAGACUGGCGAGCCGCCGCAGGACGUGGACAUGCAGGAAGCAGACCUGGCCUCGCGCCUGCGUGAGGAGCUGACCCAGCCCGACAGCAUCCCCAUGGACCCGGCUGUUGUGGGUGAUUCAGCAGGGCGCAAUGAGGCCAUGAGCGUUUACCCGCCGCCGCCUCCCGCGCCUGUUCCCUGA